Messenger RNA from Magallana angulata, 4818 nucleotides. RefSeq names its product WD repeat domain phosphoinositide-interacting protein 2-like. The record is from RefSeq and is a predicted model, not a curated record. Gene Ontology annotation, cellular component: extrinsic component of membrane; phagophore assembly site membrane; cytosol. NCBI's taxonomy places the organism in Eukaryota, Metazoa, Mollusca, Bivalvia, Ostreida, Ostreidae. Gene Ontology annotation, molecular function: phosphatidylinositol-3,5-bisphosphate binding; phosphatidylinositol-3-phosphate binding; protein binding. Gene Ontology annotation, biological process: protein localization to phagophore assembly site; nucleophagy; protein lipidation. The transcript has 11 exons. The coding region runs from base 133 to 1623 and encodes 496 amino acids.
GUUGUUACAAGUUGUAAAUACAAAACAAAUGGCGACAUAAACGUCAUUUUCCUGAAUAAGAAAAUUACAGUCAUAUACACUUUCAGGACGGAUUACCUUUAUUCUGGUGUGGCCAACAGUUUUUCUGGCCUCAUGAACCUCGCAACUAAAACCGGGGACGAACAGUCUGACCUCCUGUUUGUGAAUUUUAAUCAAGACUGCACAUCUUUAGCUGUUGGAACAAGGACAGGAUACAAAUUAUUUUCUUUGAGUUCUGUGGAUAAAUUAGAACAAAUUUACGAUAAUGAAAGUGAAGACAUUUGUAUAGUGGAGAGACUUUUCUCCAGUAGUUUAGUUGCCAUAGUUAGUUUAUCAUCACCAAGAAAACUCAAAGUGUGUCACUUCAAGAAAGGAACCGAAAUAUGCAACUACAGUUACUCCAAUUCAAUAUUAGCUGUGAGGCUGAACAGACAGCGGCUGAUAGUAUGUUUAGAGGAGAGUUUAUACAUUCACAACAUACGAGACAUGAAGGUCUUGCACACGAUUCGGGACACGCCCCCUAACCCCCAUGGACUGUGUGCCCUGUCCAUCAACAAUGACAACUGCUUUCUGGCCUACCCCGGCAGUAACCAGAUUGGAGAAGUGCAGAUUUUUGACACAAUCAAUCUGAGGGCUGUGGCCAUGAUCCCCGCCCAUGAUAAUCCUCUGGCCUCACUUGCAUUCAAUGCUCAAGGAACCAAACUAGCCACAGCUUCCGAAAAGGGUACAGUGAUAAGAGUGUUCUCAAUACCUGAUGGACAGAAAAUGUUUGAGUUCAGAAGGGGUGUAAAAAGGUGUGUGAGUAUAUACUCCAUGGCCUUCAGUGCAGAUUCCUUGUUUCUGUCAGCCUCCAGUAACACAGAAACCGUGCAUAUAUUCAAAUUAGAAGUCCCCAAAGACAGGCCGACUGAACAAGAACCGCAGGGAUGGAUGGGCUACUUCGGUCAGGCCCUCAAGUCCUCCGCGACCUACUUACCUAGUCAGAUGACCGAGAUGUUUAACCAGGGCCGAGCUUUUGCAACAGCCCGCUUACCUAACUCAGGGAUGCAUAAUGUCUGUGCCCUGGCCACGAUACAGAAAGUUCCAAGACAGCUUGUUGUUUCACAGGAUGGUUACUUGUACAUCUACAACCUAGAUCCAAAUGAAGGAGGAGAAUGUAUGCUGUUGAGACAACACAGACUGGAUGGCAGAGCGGGAGACAGUCCAGUUCCAGAGGUGACCCCCACAGAUCGACCUUUGACCCAUCCGACCAGCGGAACCAGUUAUGCUUCAUCAGUCAAGAAACCCGAGUCUUCAGUUGUCCCACCAGGUAAGGCUUGGGAGUCCAGCAAGCAGGGGGUGCCACCUCUCUCCCCCGUCUGUGUGGCCCCAGGUCAUGUGAUUGGGAGCUACGCGGCGGUGUUGAAGAAGAAAGGGGGGCCACAGGAUGUCAGUGAACCACUCAGUCCUUCUUGUGAAAUUGAUGAGAUUUUGUGUGACCCAGAAUCACAACCAUACCAAGAACUGGAGCAGGGAAGCACGGGGGAGGGUGAGGGGACAGGACUGGGUCAUCUACGACUGGACGACGAUAACGAAUUUCCGCCUAUGACGCACAAGAGUGAUUAAAGACGAACAUGUUUGGCGUAAAUCAUAACAGGUGGAAAAAAUAACCUUAUGAAAAGAAGAUUGAGUGUAACUGCUCCAUCUUGUUUGAUGGACAGUUCUAUCUCUGAAGUGAUUGUAUGUGAAGGUCAGAGAUAAGUAGAGGAAGACAUUUCUUUGUGGGUUUUUUUUUUUUUUUUUUUUUUAAUGAUUUGGCUGUCUUUGGUUGUUAACAUUGUGCAAUGUUCAUCAAAGUUGCAUUUGAAAAGAUUCUAGUGAAAAAAAAAAUAUGGUUGCAUAUCUAGUGUAAUUACAUUUAAUUAUAAAAAAAAAUAUGGUUGCAUAUAUAGUGUGAUGUGCGUUAUUGGUAAAACAAUAUUAAUAAGGCCAGUGAGUUUCCAACGACAAACAUUAUUCAAGGUUUUCAAGCAGAGAAAGUGUACUUGCAAGUUUUAUGGGGAAAAAAAAUUUAGGUGUCUUGUACUAACAUGUAUUUAAUAAAAAACCAUUUUAUGUCACCACAUGUUUGAGUAAGACAUCACCAUGGUUACCAUGGUUUAUUAUCAAGGUACAAAUGAAAUAUUUAUGAAUUGUUAUGAAGCCCUUUGAUAGCUGGAUAUCAUUGAUUGGUAUUUGAAGUCUUUUACUGUUCAAUGCUAAAAUAUUUCUUAGAUGUUUAGGGGUGUAUGAAGUAUUUUUGGAAUGUUUAAAACAAACACAUUCAACUUUUCUAAAACUUUAUUACAACCACUUUUCAAAAAAGAUAACUAACAGUAAUUUUUUGAAAUAAUUAAAUUUUUAAACUCCUGCAAAUCAAGUUUGACAGAAAUUUCUUUCUGAAUACAUGGAGUAAUUUCUGUAUGUGGCAUUCAAAAUUACAUGUACUGUGGAAUCAUUAGAUUUCGUGGUGGCUCAAUUUUCAUGGAAUUCGUGGGUACCUUUCAUCCAUGAAUUUACAUCCUCCACGAAUUACAAAAUAAUGAUUUUUAAGUCAUAUUUCUUUUAUCAGGUGUACGAUCAAACACGAAAUUACGUCCCCAUGAACCUGUGACAUUUAAACAAUCCACGAAAAUUGGCCCCCAUGAAUUUAAAUGAUUCCACAGUAUAUGUAUUCAAGUGGUCAGCUGAAAUUUUAUUCGGGACCAUAAAACCUCAACAUGAAUAGCUGGGGUAAAAAAAAAAUAAAAGAUAAGGAUGUAUAGGGAAAGAAAGCGGAAUAUAUUCAUUGAUAAUUAUGAUUAAAUCUGUAGUGGUGGUACAGGAAAGUAUAUCUUAGUUCUUCAUUUUUUAAAUGCAAAUUUCAUAAUGUAUAUAAACCAUGUAAUUAAACAUCUCAUGGGACGAGUUUAUGGUUUAAUUUGGUUAUCGUGGCACAGAUUUCAUUGGAAAUGGUUGUUACUAAAAAAAAAAAUGAUGCAUCUAUAUAUAGGAUCAAAGGAAAUGAAAUAUGAAAAGAGAAGAAAAAAAUGGAAUUGGAUAUUCUUAAAAUAUUUGUUUUAACUGUUCAUCCUUGUACUGUUUUCAUACAUGUAUUAUCACUGGGAGUAAACAUUAGUCAUAUUCAUGUAUCACUACUAGUAUGCUUUCAAUUUCCAAUUUAGAUUACCUAGCUAUGAGCAAACUGCCAUUGUUGUGUACAAAUUUAAUGUCACCACUUUCAAAGUAUUCCUUUAUUACAUGCUUAAUUUUGCAGGUGAAAAGCUACAUAUACUUUUUUUUAAAGAACAUUUAAGGACCCUUGAUACACCAUAAACUUAUAAAUAACUCAAAGUGAAAAUAAAAAAGAUCAACUUAAAACAUAAUAUACACUUUUAUUUUCUCAAAAUAAAAAAAAAAUACAAGUUGUAAUGGUGUAUUGAGGGUCCUUAAAGUAAACUUUUAGGACAGUCAACUUCCGUUAAUAGUUCAACCAACACUCAAUCAUGCUCAGUAUUUUUAAAAAGUACUGUAGUUCAUCAUACAUUUAGUUAAUCAGUCAAAAUAAAAAAUAAUUAUAGUAAGAACAAACAGCUGUUCAUUUUUAGCUUAUCACAAGUCUCACUUACACUUCAGUAUACAAUUUUUACAAACAUCCUACAAGCAUGUACAUUUGCAUUACACGCGGAUAAUUUGGAUAGACUUUGACAGUUAAAUUUUGUGAUACACUGUUAUUGCUUUUCUGUCUUCCAUUUUCCUUCCUAAUGAUAAUAAGCUGUAUUCUGUUUGGCUACAUUUCAAUGUUAAAAUGUAAGAAUUGCUUUUAAUUUAUUUCCAUUGGUAUGAAUGUUUUGUUUGCUAUCAAGUGUGAUUCAUGAGACAUUAAACGGUCAUCUUACCCCCAUUCCUGCUGUAUCAUACAUGAAAGAAAUAAUGUCAUAAAUGUACACCAAAAAUAAAAGGAUAGUAUGUGUAUAUUAAACAAGUUUUUUUUCUUUAUGUUUUUGCAUCAAUGCUUUUCAUCCUUUCAAAACGGAACCGGAAAUGCUUUUUCUUUCGUCUGCCAUUGGAAGAUGUUUCCAUGGAAUCAUUUAUUUGUGUAAUAAAAUUCUAAAAGUGGUUAAAAUCUUUAAUUGAAUGAAAGUUGAGCAUGGCAAAUCCAUUUAAUGCAUAGCAUUUACAUGUACCAAACUGUACAUUCUUUCAAGCCAUAGAGCUCCCUCAAAGUACAUUAAUAGCCGGGGUUUGCGAUGUCGAAGGAAACCAUACACAUCCCUAAAUAUUUUUCUUCUGAUGUUCAAAAUCAGGUCUCGCUUUCUUUUGGCCAGUGGAUUGAUAUUGUCUCUUGAAAAUGAUUUCCAUGUCUGAUGUAUUAAGACUAAAAAUAUACUUAUAUCAAUAAGAUAUACACCGUGUUCUGUGUUUAAUUGUUUCUCCUUACUAAAAAUAUACAUGUAGUAUAUUAUUACAUGCAAGACGCAGAUUUUAUGCCUGUUUAUUGUGGUGUAUUUCAAGUUAUCAAUUUCUUCUGCUUCUUGAAAGCUUAUAUAGUUAUAUUGCCUUGUUACGAUAUCACCGUUGUUUGUUGAACUUAUAAAAUGUAUAUACAUAUAUAUGUUUUACAAACCUUGUCCCUUUGACUGCUGUUAUAUGUAUAUAUGUGUAUUCAAAAUAUUCCCCUGUAAUUAAAUAAGUUCAGACUCAUAAUUUUGCACGCACAAUGCUACUCCGUUCAAUAUUGUGUGUUAUAAUUGAUACAUGCAAUGUAUUGGUGAAGACCAAAAUAAAGUGUAGGUAAAGUUG